This is a messenger RNA of Paramecium sonneborni, 4459 nucleotides long. Lineage: Eukaryota; Ciliophora; Oligohymenophorea; Peniculida; Parameciidae. The record is from the annotation of a GenBank genome assembly.
AUGUUUUUAUGGUCAAUAAGGUUGAUUAUCAUCUCAGUAGUUAUGGGAUGGAGAGAUUAUUAUAAAGAUUAUCUCUCCAUUUUUGGAUCUGGUGAUGAUUAAUGUCCUUUAAAUCAUGUACAUGUACCUGGUUUCCAUCCACAUUAAUGUCUGUGUAAUUAGUAGUAAUAUAUUUUAGCUGUUUCUGAAGUUUGUAUAGGAGUAACAAAAGUAGAAAUUAGAAAUCUUUAUUAAGAUUAACAUUUAUGUCAUCCCAGAUUCAAAACAUUUAAAAUGUAAAUAGAUAAUACAACAGUAAUUUGCAAGAGUGGUUAUAUGUUGUAAAUAGAGUUAACAUUAGACUUGAAUUUUAUCUACUCAUGUGUUUGUAAGAAUAUUUAGUAUAAUAUAUUAUAGCUGCUUUAGAAGAAAAAUGUGAAAUUUAUUACAAAACACCAAGAAAAUAAGGAUGUUAAUUUUGUCGACCUCCUUUCUAUGGAUAAUAUUGUCAUUAAACUCAAGAAUGGUAUGAUUAAAGAUUUCAUACUCCUCCAAGAUGUAAAAAUAUUUUAUAUGUUAGAAUGUGCAGGUUAAUAUUGUUUAGAAUGUUUCGAGAAUUAAUUAUGUUCAAAAUGCCAUCCCACUCAUGCUAAUUCUGAAUAGAUUCAAAGAUGUGAUUUAGGUAAAAGAAUUUAUAGAAAUUUAUAGAUUGCCAGGGAUUUACUACAUGUUACCUAAAAGAUAAUUAGUUAUAAUUAGAUCAAAAUUGUGAAUAAGGAUGGUAUAAAUUCGAGAACAAAUGCUAUAGUAAAUAUAUUUAUCUAAAUGUCCUUUAGAAUGUAGUGAAGGUUGCAGCGUUUGUAGUUAUCGAACAAAUUAAUAUGGUAGAGGAUCUGUAAGAUGUUGGUAAUGUGAUCCUGGUUAUCUCUUGUUACUAUUAAAUGAGAAUGGCUAUUUUGAAACUUUUUGUUACAUAUCUUAUAAUUGCUUAUCUAAUUAUUACGUUUCAUCUUUUUGGAAAUAUUCGAAUGGAGAAUAUGGUUACACUAUAAAAUGUGAAUAAUGCAAUAUUGGAUAUAGUUUAACUAAAAAUGAAGAAUGCGUUUGUAAUAAAAUAAGUUUUUUAAAUAGUAACUCGAACCAUAAAAAACAAUUGUUUCCAUUUAAAUGAAGCUAAUAACAAAUGUUUAGCCUGUAUGCCUUGGUAUGCAUUAUAACCAGAUGGCUCAUGCUCACUUAUAAGCUGCAGUCCAAAUUGUCAAACAUGUUUGGACACUAAUCCACAAUUCUGUACAACUUGUGAUGGAUCUACAGGUAAAGCACUUGAUGAAAUUAAUGGUAUUUGUUUAUGUUUACCACCAACUGGUGUUUAUAAUGAUAUAUGCAAGCCUUGUAAAGAUGGGUAUUGUAAUGAAUGUGAAAUGUUUGAUUUUUUUUUAUGUAUAAAUAAUUUGAUUGUAUUAUAUAUCAUAAUUCAUGUAAAUUAGGAUCAAAUAGAAUUGUUGUUAAUUAAGAAUGCAUUUGUUAACCUGGAACAUAUGAUCCUUAAAAUGAUGAUUAAAUUUGUCUAGGUAUAUUUUAAUUAUUCAUAAUUUAAGCUUGUGAUAAAUCUUGUUUAACUUGUUCUGGUCCGUCUAAGUAUGAAUGUACUUAAUGCUUAGAUGAAAGUAUUUCAAAUAGAAUAUCAAUUGAUAAAUCUUGUCCAUGCAAAAUUGGAUAUGCUGAUUCUGAAAUAAGAGAAUUCAUAUGUGGAAGUAAAAUAAUUUUAAAUUCAGAAUGUCAUCCGAGAUGUCGAACUUGUUUUAAAUCAACUGAUGAGACUAUGAACUAAUAUUGUCUAACUUGUAUUCCAGGAGAAAAUAGAAUUGUUACAGAUAAUUUCACUUGUGAUUGCCAAUUUAAUUAUGGAGAUAACAAUGGUACUUAUGAUAUAUGUUUCAGUAAUUUAAUAUAUUUAAAUUUAGCCUGUCAUUACACUUGUGGAAAUUGUUAAAAUCCUGAACCCACAGGUUGUACUUAUUGUUUAUUAAGCUCAAACAGAGAUUUAACAACUUAUGGAGAAUGUUUAUGCUAAAAAUCAUAUUAUGAUGAUGAAAAUGAUAAUAUUGAAUGCAAAAGUAAUAAUAUUUUUAUUAUGUGAUUUAUAGGAUGUUUUUAUACUUGUUAAGAUUGUACAAAAAGCCCUUUAAAAGAUUCUUGCACAGAAUGUCCUGUAACUAGAAUACCUAAUAACCCAUUAACAACAUCAUUUGAAAGUAUAUGUUCUUCUCCACAAACUUUUGACGAUGGAUUUUCACUUACUUGCUAAGAAUGCCAUCACACUUGUUAAACUUGUAAUGGUCCUCUUCCAUCUAAUUGUUUAUCAUGUAAUACUACUUACAGAGUGAUUGAUUUUUCAUCAUGUGUAUGUCCUUUUGGAUAUUUUGAUAUUGGAGAAUUAGAAUGCCAAAGUAUAUCUAUCAUUUAAUAAUUAUAGAAUGUCAUUAUUCUUGUUAUAAAUGUUUUGAUAAUACAGCAGAAGGUUGUAUAGUUUGCUCAUUAGAAAAUCAUAACCGAUUUUUAAAAGGAAAUAUUUGCAAAUGUGCUGAUGGAUUUUAUGAAGAUCUAGGUAUAGCUUUGUGUAAAAGUAAUUAUUUUAAUCUUAAAUUAAUAGAAUGUUCAUACAAAUGUGAAACAUGUGAAAUCAAAGAAGAUUAAUGUUUAUCUUGCCCUCUUAAUUCUUUUCGUGUCCUUGAUCUUAUUAAAGGUUGUUAAUGUUCGGGGGAAUUUUAUGAAAACGAAAAUGAAGUAAUUUGUUAAAGUAAUUUGAAAUUUAAUUUAAAGAAUGUCAUUUUAAAUGCAAGUCUUGUAUUGCUAAUGGGGAAAACAAUUGUCUAACUUGUGAUGCUAUUGCAUAUAGAGAAUUGAAAGAUAAUUAAUGUAAAUGUAAGCCUCAUUACUUUGAAAUGAACGUCUAGGAAUGCAAUAGUAAUUAUUAGUACUAAGUUUAGUUUGUAGUGCCUUCUGUUACGAAUGUAUUAAUACUUAUAACAAUUGUACUUCAUGCUAUAAUGAUAGAUACAUAGUAGGAAGUACAUGUUAAUGCAUUACUAAAUUUUAAGGAAGUUCAAUUAGUAAAUUCGAAUUUAAUGGAGGGGUUAAAUGUUAAAGUAAGUCAUUAGACUAUUCUAGAUUGUCAUUAUUCUUGUGCCACUUGCAUGGGAAUUACAGAAACAGAUUGCAUAUCUUGUAUAGACGUCGAUCAAAGGUAUUAAGAUGGAAAUACUUGUCUUUGUAAAGAAGGUCAUUAUGAUGCAGGAUUACCUAUUUGUGAAAGUAUUAUUUAAAUUUAAUAAAUAGAAUGUAGUUAUAAAUGUAAAGGAUGCAAAAAAUAAGCUGAAAUGUGCAUCUCUUGUAAAGAUAAUACAUUCAGAUUACAUGUUUCAGGUUUUAAUAAAUGCCAAUGUAUUUAAAGAUAUUAUGAUGAUGGAUAAAACGAUGUCUGUUAAAGUAUUUAGUAUCAAUCGUCAUUUUAGAGUGCCAUUAUUCUUGUCUUAGAUGCAAUGACAUUGAUACUAAAUGUGAAUUAUGCUCAAUUGAAUCUAAUAGAACCUUUAAUGAUCAAUUGUUUACAUGUGAUUGUAAUGUUGGAUAUUUUGAUAAUGGAGAAGAGAUUUGUUAAAAAUGUCAUUAUUCAUGUUUCACUUGUAAUUCUGGAAAUUCUAAUUCAUGUAUGUCAUGUAUUGAUUAAAAUACUUCAAACAGAGUAUUUUAUAAUAAUACAUGUAAAUGUUUAUUUGGUUAUUAUGAUGAUGGUUAAUCAACUUCAUGUUAAAAAUGUGAUAUCCGAUGUCAAAGUUGCAUUAAUUAAUCUUACUCAUGCUUAUCUUGUCCAUAAACUAGAAAAAUAGAAUAAAAUUGUAAAUGUUUAUAAGGAUAUUAUGAAACUGGUUAAUAACUUUGUUAAUAAUGUAAUUAAAAUUGCAUGAGUUGUGAAUUUACACCAAAUAAUUGUACCUCUUGCUCAAGUGAUUAAUUUCGAGUACUAAACUUAAGUUCAAAAACAUGUAAUUGCUAAAGUGGGUAUCUUGAAAUUGAUGGAAUCUGUUAAUAAUGUCAUUAGAGUUGCUCAACAUGUUCAUAAUCUAUAAAUAAUUGUGCUGCUUGUGAUUAAUUUCGAUAUUUGAAAAAUAAUAAAUGUAUAUGUAAUGAAGGAAUGUAUGAAUCAAUUUAGGAUAAAUAAUGUAAAUUAUGUAAUAAAACUUGUUUGACUUGUACUUAUACAAGUGAUUAUUGUUUAACAUGUUCGAUUGAUAAUCAUAGAAUAUUUAAGUCUGGAAAUAUAUGUGAAUGUGAAUAAGGAUAUUUUGAAAAUCCUAUUACCUAGAAUUGUCUAGAAUGUGAUAAAUCUUGUUUAACUUGUUCCUUAUAAUUUGAUAAUUGCUUAAGCUGUGAUUCCAGUUUUAAAUUAUCUUUGGUAAAUAAUAAAUGCUUAUGUUCA